Arabidopsis lyrata subsp. lyrata is the source of this 1110-nucleotide messenger RNA. Its product is annotated as peroxisomal 2,4-dienoyl-CoA reductase. The record is from RefSeq and is a predicted model, not a curated record. Gene Ontology annotation, biological process: fatty acid catabolic process. The coding region runs from base 82 to 978 and encodes 298 amino acids. Lineage: Eukaryota; Viridiplantae; Streptophyta; Magnoliopsida; Brassicales; Brassicaceae. The transcript has 5 exons. Gene Ontology annotation, molecular function: 2,4-dienoyl-CoA reductase (NADPH) activity.
AAAGGUCCAAGUAAGAAGAAGAGACAGACACACGCACCCAUUUUUUUGUCUGAAGCUUUUAGCGAAUUUGCGUGUGUGGUUAUGGAGUCUCCGUUCAAACCUGAUGUCGUCAGAGGUCAAGUGGCUCUCAUCACCGGUGGUGGAUCCGGCAUCGGUUUCGAGAUCUCUUCUCAGUUUGGCAAACAUGGAGCUUCUAUCGCUAUUAUGGGACGCAGGAAACAAGUCCUCGACGACGCCGUCUCCGCUCUCCGAUCUCUCGGAAUUCAGGCUAUUGGAUUAGAAGGUGAUGUUCGUAAGCAAGAAGAUGCGAGAAGAGUUGUGGAAGCAACUUAUCAGCAUUUUGGUAGAAUUGAUAUUCUUGUUAACGCUGCUGCUGGCAAUUUUCUGGCUGCUGCUGAGGAUUUGUCUCCUAAUGGCUUCAGAACAGUCUUAGACAUUGAUGCGGUAGGAACAUUCAACAUGUGUCACGCAGCUCUCAAGUAUCUUAAGAAAGGAGGUCCUGGGAGAGACUCAUCAACCGGUGGCGGUUCCAUUAUUAACAUAAGCGCCACUUUGCACUACACAGCUUCUUGGUAUCAGAUACAUGUAUCUGCAGCCAAGGCUGCAGUUGAUGCUACAACAAGAAACUUGGCAUUGGAGUGGGGAACUGACUACGACAUUAGAGUGAACGGGAUUGCACCAGGUCCCAUUGGAGGUACACCGGGAAUGAGUAAACUUGUACCUGAAGAGAUUGAAAACAAAACCAGAGAGUACAUGCCUCUUUAUAAACUUGGAGAGAAGUGGGAUAUCGCAAUGGCUGCACUCUACCUCAGCUGUGAUUCUGGGAAAUAUGUGAACGGACUGACAGUGGUGGUAGAUGGAGGACUGUGGCUUAGCAAACCACGCCAUUUGCCUAAAGAAGCGGUGAAGCAACUCUCUCGUGCGGUGGAGAAGAGGUCUAGGGCCAAGCCUGUUGGUCUGCCGACCAGCAAGCUGUAGAUCAUUUGGAUUUUCUCAGAUCUCAAAUAAAAAUGUAUUGGGUAAUUGGAUUACAUCAGAGACAAAAAUUGGUAGUAAGAUCAUGUAGAUCAAACUAUCUUAAGCACAAUAAAAUUAGCAUUCUUUACAACA